Molecule: messenger RNA, 7158 nt
Organism: Clunio marinus
Lineage: Eukaryota; Metazoa; Arthropoda; Insecta; Diptera; Chironomidae
Source: the annotation of a GenBank genome assembly
AAUCGCACUCAUUCCGAUUUGUUUAGUGAUGAGGAUGAAACUCUUUGUAAGAAGGAAUGUCGAAUUGUACAGUGCAGCAUUGGAUGUACACUUUGGGAGAGUGCUUUGGACGCAUCAUGCCAGAAAGUUUGUAAUAAAACAGAAAUAAACGAUUUUGAUAAUCGGCAAAUAUUUUGUGUGAAAGGCUGCAAUGAUGCUUCAAACUUUUAUUUUCAAUGGAUAAAACAAGAAGUGUCAUCACCAGCAGCUCCUGCUUUAGUUCCCGAUUCACUUACAUCGACGACACUUUCACUGGAAUGGUUUGUGCCGUCAAAAUUUCUUGAACUUGCUAAAGGAAAUUUAUUUAAAAAGACAAAGAACGAAACUUACUUUGUGCAAUGUUAUGAAGAUGCUGAAGAUGAUUGGAAAAUAUGUGGAAAUCAAACAAUUUACGAGAAUUCAACGAUUCAUAUGGAACGUUUACAGCCUUACACAAAGUACAAAUUUCGUGUAGCUUUAUUGUUGUCUGAGAACGAAGCAAUUUAUUCGGAAGCAAGUGUUGUAAUCAGCACAAGUGAAGAAGGAGUUCCAGAAUCAUCACCGGUGGUUGAACAAAUUGGAGCAGUUGAUCAGACACGCAUCAUGGUGUCAUGGAAAUCUGGUUUGAAGAACAAUGGACCGAUUCUCUCUUACAAUCUUCAGAUUCGUGAUUUAACUCAAUCGGGUUAUAAUGCUGUGAAGGAAGUUCCGGCGUCGAAUCAAACGAAUUAUUACAUUUUCGAGAAGCUUUCACCAAGUCGGAAUUAUUCGAUUCAAAUAAGAACGCGUAAUGCGAGAGGUGUCGGUCCACAUAUUGAAGUGAAUGCAUCAACUGCGCCUUAUUUAAAAAACGACCCUAACAACUUCCUCGAUCCGAAAAUCAUUUUGGCUUCUGAGAAUACAAUUUUAUCACAAGGUCCCGAUUUUCUGCUGGCACAGCCGAUCACAUUCUACAUGACAUCAUCGAAAAUUACUGGCAUCGCUCUUGAUGUUCGCAAGAAGUUAAUAUUCAUAGCUGAAGAUGACGGUUGCAUAUAUCAAUCUUCAUUAGACUUAACUGACAGAAGCGAUAAGGUUGAAGUGAUUUGCCAGAAGAAUGGUCUCAACUUUAAACCGCUGUUGCUGUCAGUCGACUGGUUAAACGAUCAUCUUUACAUCAUGGGUGAAAGUGCACAUCACGAGAGUUGGACAAUCUCUCGAUGCGAUUUUGAUGGGAAGAAGUUGAUUGUAGCUGUUGGUGGGUUGAAUGGCAAACCAAUUCACAUCGAAGUCGAUCCAUACAAUGGUUAUUUGUUCUGGGUGAUUCCUGAUGGAACUGUUGACAGCGGACUUUAUCGACUUGAUCUUGGCGAGAUAUCAAAUGGAAUAAAACAUGAAACGAAACCUUUUCAAAUGAUUAAAGGAAGAAAUCUCGGCGCUUUCAUCGUUCAUCACACAAGAUUUCGAUUACUUGUACCGAUGCAAGAUGAAAACACGAUUAUGUCAGUGUCAUUGAAUGGAAAUGAUCAGGAAGAUAUUAGAAAGAAUACUCAAAGUCCUUUACUUCAUUCAGUGAAGUCACUUGCAAUGGCGAAUAAUUUGUUCUUUUGGACCAAUGGAAAGGAAAUUUUAACUGAAGAAUAUCAUCAGAAGCAUCACGCUUACUAUCAUAACUCAUAUCCUGAUGCAUCAAACACUUCCUUAGUUGCAGUUUGUGUCAAUUCAUCGUCAUCCCAACCUAUUCCAGUUCCUGUCAACCCACCGCAUAAUUGUCAAGCUUUACUUGGAUCAACAAAAGCAAAAGUUUCAUGGCAAAUUCCGCAAUUGGUUGGCGAUCAAGGCAAAGGUGCAUUUAAGAAUUGGUUUUAUCGACUCGAAGUUACUGGAAAUGAUACUCAAACAUUUGAAAACAUCACUGGAAAUUCUUAUGUUGUUCAGAAUUUAACACCAAACACUUUGUACACAUUUAAAGUCGCGGCUUACACAUCUGGCGGAUCUGGUCAAUGGUCGCAAGAAUUUAAAUCGAAAACAUUGAAAACAUCUGAUGAAAGAUAUUUAAUUUGGGCUUCAAAUGAUGGACUUUUACAGUCAGAUGUGACUGGUGAAAAUAUCAUCACGUUGCUUCCUAAAGAUGAACUUGGAGAUCUGCUUGUGACUGACAUAACGUGGUUUGAGAACAUUCUUUACAUCGUCACAAACACAACAUUAAAGAUUUACAAUCGAACAAAUGGCGAUCUUUAUAAACUUGGGGAGUUGGAUUCUGUUGGUGGUGUUGCUGUUGAUUGGAUUGGUCGAAGACUUUACUGGUCUAAUCCAACACAACAACUAAUUAAUCGUGGAAGAUUGGAUGGGGAACAACAAGAACCACUUUCAAUUGUUGCUUCCGCUCGUGAGAUAAAAAUUGAUGCUUUGCGUGGUAAUAUUUAUUAUUCAACUGGCUUGACUGUUGAGAGUUGUCGACUUAACGGGAAAAUUCCCAAGAAAUAUUUUACUGUGCCACCGUACAGUGGGAAGCAAGUUAUGGGCUUGACUUUGGAUCUUGAUGAUCAAAAGAUUUAUUGGAUUGUAAGAAGCUAUCAAGGAUCAAGUCUUUAUUCAGCAAAGCUUUUAGACAUGUGGAUUAAUGAAAGUGAACCGGAAAUCGUUGAAACGAAACUUGAUGAGAGAAGCUUAAAUGGGCCGUUGACACAUUUCAGUGAUCGUCUUGUAUGGCGACAAGAUGACAAGACAAUUGUUUUUGGUGACAUGGAUGGAAGGAAUUUAGCUUAUUUUAAGAAUGACAAGCUUACGGGAUUAACAUGCAUCAUGGUCAUUGAUAAAACUCAUCACACAUAUCCAGAAAUUAGUGGAAAUAUUAACGUCAUUCCCGAAGCAAUUCCAAACUCAUCAAUUAAAAUUAUCGGAACUUAUAAAUUCUUCAACAUCACGUGGAAUCGAAUAAUGAAUGUAAACUUUGGUAAUGUUUAUUACGAGAUUAAAAUUAAAUCGUCAAAGAUUGCUGAUAUCAACGCUGAACAGACGGAGAAUGUUUUUCAAUUUCCAGCGAAUACUCUUGAACCUUACACGUCGCUUGAUAUUUUUAUUCGUGCUUUUACAUUUUGGGGAUCAUCGCCGAUAUCGAAAGUGACGCUUCAUUCGCCACCAGGUCCACCAUCAGAGCCGACAAAUCCGAGAGUGUACACGAAACAUUUGAGUUAUCCUUUGAAAGAUCGAAUCAGCAUCAGCGCAAUUUUCCGAUGGUCAUUACCAGCUCAACCGAAUGGGAAGAUUCUCGGCUACAAAGUUCGAUGUUAUGAGUUUCGAAGCGAUGGCGAACGACUUUUACGCGAGAACAAAACUGUGAUUCAUAUGGAACAAGUCUUUGAAAAUCUUAGAAUUGAUGAUCGUUACACUUUUGAAGUUCUUGCUUACACUUCAGUUGGUGAGGGAAACAUCUCGGAACCAGUUUAUGUAGAGACAACACAUGAACGUCCAAUACCGAAAGUUCUUGUUUCAACACAGGAAGAAAUUCUUGAAGUUGAUUUAGAUCGUCAACAAUCGCAGAUGCUUCAAAGUACAAGAAAUCCCGUCGUCGCCCUUACUCACAUUGCACAUGAACAAAAGCUUUUUUGGUUCGAUGAAAAUAAUGAUCUCGUUUCUUAUCACAUUGAGAGUCGAAUGAAAACAAAGCUGAUAACAACAACGUCGGCUGUGAAGUGUAUGACGAUUGAUUGGAUUGAAAGAAUUGUUUACUGGUCACAGAUUGACGACAACAAAGGCGUGAUUUAUUCUUUGAAUUUGAAUCGUGCUGAAAACAUGAACGCAAAAGCUGUUCAUUUAACACAAAAAGUUCUCGAGAGACAAAAUGUCAUUUCAGAUUUAGUGAUUUCGCCUUUUGAUCGGAAACUUUUCUGGAUUGAGAAUCAUAAGAAUCUUUCGGAAGAGUCGGGAAUUUAUUAUUACAAUCUUGAUAAACGACAAACAAAAAUGCUGUUUCAAGAAGCUGAAGAAUGUAUGAACAAAACUAGCACAACAAUCUCGCCAAUUCCUGAAACUCUUCUCUUUGCAACAUCGCCGAUUAAUCCAUCGAAUGGUGACAGUGUUAAACAUCAAUCAAUCUUGAUUUUCGAGAUGAGAAAUCAAUUUAGUCAACAAUUUGUGGCGACUGAUUUAGAGACGAAGGAAUGUUUUGAUUUUGGUACAAUUGUGCCAGCUGAAGGAACAAAUUUAGCUAAAGAUAGCAACAAAGUUUACUGGAUUCAUGGCGGAAUGGUUUAUGCCAGAGAAGAUGCGACAAGUAAAGUUAUUUCACUUCCAGUCACUCAGAAGACCAACAAACUUCUUGCAUUCUAUCAACAAAGAUAUCCAAAGAAGCAUUGCUUGAUACCAAGACGAUCAAACUACGUAAUUAAAGUCGUUGAAUCCACUGACAUUUCACUUGUGCUUGAAUUACCAAAGCCGACACUUCUUUCUGAUUGCACAUUGAAAAGAAUUCCAAUUAAAUAUACAAUUCAAUAUACUGACGUUAAACGUCUUGGAUCUGAUCGAAUUAAUUGCACAAGUAAUGAAGAUUGUCACUCAAUUAAUACAUUUAAACAAUUUGAAACAAUUCAGAAUCUUAAGCCAUUCACCAAUUACUUUAUUCAAGUUGCAAUGUCGAGUGUCUUUGACAAGUCGAAUGAUGUUCGAUUUAUUGCUAGUGACAAUUUUAUGACUGAACCUGGUCGUCCAUCACCGCCAAGGAAUCUUUCAGCACUUCCAUUGAGCUUCAAUGAGAUUCUCGUGAGCUGGCUGGCACCAGAAACUUUCAAUAGUCCCGAGAUUACAUACGAGAUUCAUUGGCAACAAGAGAAUAUGGUUGAACACAUUAGAAAUAAACAACAACGAACACUGCCGCCACUUCAAGAUAAAAACAAAAGUCGAUUGACAGACGAAUUGAUAAGCACGAUCAUUAAAGUUCUUCCUAAUCAAUCGUAUUCGAUACUCGUUCGUGCUUAUUCAAAGAACCAGACGUACAGUGAGAGUGAAAGUAUCAUCGUUGUUUCAUAUCCCGAACCGAAAAUCGUUCAAAUGAAUUCAACAACACCAACAAGCAUGAUUAUCGCUUGGAAUCCACCGGAAAAUGUUUCAUCAUUUGCCAUACAAUACACGAAGCAAGACUCAAAUGAAAUGUUUAAUGUCACAAACUUUCUCGAUAACAAAUUCAAUAACAAAUUUUAUCUGGUCGACAAUCUCGAACCAAAGACAAAAUACAUUUUUUCACUUUCAUUAACUUACAUUAACACCAACCGGUCGUAUCGAUGGGCACCGACAGAGAAAAUAGAAUUUGAAACGCUUGGUGAUGUGCCGAGUUCACCGGGAAAGCCAAUUAUAGAACACGUGACGGAAACAGUUUAUAAAGUGACUUGGAAUGCAUCGAAAGACAAUGGAGCGAUGAUUAUUGAGUAUGUGUUGGAGUCGAAAAGAAUCUUCAACUUUGCAGAGUUUGAGAAAGAGAAAGAAAUGCGAUAUAAGCGGUCAUUUAGUGAUACAAAUGAUGUCGGACAAGAUCAUAAUGAGGUUGAGAUUGAUGAGGGUCAAACAGAAAUUCCAAAUGAAGUUGAAGAGAAACCGGAAGAGAAGUGGACAGAACAAUAUCGCGGAGUUGAAUCGCAUUGGAUUGUCACUGACUUGAAUCCAAUCGACCAGUACAUUUUCCGCGUGAGAGCUUCCAACAGUUACGGUGAUGGACCUUACAGUGUAAUUAGUGACUUCCUGAAUGCAACAAAUUUUAAGAACUCAGAUUUGACGAGUGCUGUGAAUUAUGAAAAAUCGAACGUUUGGCUUCUGAUGAUUUCCCUGCCAAUCUCAAUUAUCUUACUCGGCUUGUUUCUUGUUUGUUCUAUCUUAAUCAUUUAUCGAAAUCGACGGAAUAAAAAAUUCCACGACGACAUCGCACCAAUUCCUGACUUUGAGCUUGCAACAUUACGCGACUUGCAUUCAGGUGAACAUUUGAUUUUGAGCAACCGAAACAUUCUCUACAAUCCGUUCAAUGGAUCAUCAUUUAUCAACACAGAAAUCAAACAUUUGCCGAACAUUCAUUUGAGUCAAAUUAUCAUCACUGAUCGAUGUUUGGGGAAAGGCGCGUUUGGUGAAGUUUGCGUGUUGAUGUGGGAAGUGAUAACACUUGGCCAACAACCAUAUCAAGGACAAACAAAUGUUGAAGUUCUUCAGCAUGUUAGAGCUGGUGGACGUUUGCCUCGACCUCAUCAGAAUUGUACAGAUGAACUUUAUCAACUGAUGUCGAAAUGUUGGAAUCGUGUCGAUCAAAGGCCAACAUUCAGAUACUGUCUUGAAGUUCUCCAGCAAUUGUAUGAAAGAAAAAAUCUCUACGCUUCAAUCGAAGCUCAAUUUCCUCAUGAUGUUCCUUACAAAUAUGUUUCCAGUGACGAUUCAUCGAUUCUUAAUGAGAAGAUGAAUGGAAAUUUAAAUGAAACUUCAAUGGAACCAUCAAACAUAAGUCAGGGAACGCCAUCGAUACCAAAGUAUAUUGAAUUGACAUACGAUGAGAAUCACAGUCGAAGCAUUGAAAAUAUGUGCGAAGCACCAUUAAAUUAUUGUGAAAAACAUCAGAAAGAUGAUGACAUUAAUAUUUCUCAUAGAAAUAGUCAGAAAUUAUUAAAUAAUCAAGAUUUUGGCUAUGAAACUCCAAUCACGUUGGAUCCAACAUUAGACAUAAAUGCCAAUAACGAGCUAAACAAUAGUCUUUCUAAGUCAAGAACCUUAUCAAACUCAUCAACACUGAGCAAUAAAAGUGAACACUUUCCAAUUCUUCCUGAAACAUUUCCCGAGACAUGCAAGAGAACAUCGCUGAUAUUAGAUAAAGAUCCGAGAAUUUAUCCAGCAAAAAAGAUCAUCACACGUCCUUCGGGAUGGGUUUGAAGCUUUAAUUUCUGAACUGACUGAAUAUUUGCUGUCUCAUUGACGCUCUCAGCUUGAUUAAAAGACAAUUAAUAAAAAAAAAGUACAAAGAAGAAUUGAAAUGGAAGGUUUAACUUGAAAUCUCGUCUGUCUCAGUAAAGGUUGUAAAUAAAUGAAUAUAAAUAAAUAAAUUUAAAAAGGUCGCACAAUUUUCUCUUUUUUCUUUUCUACGUAAAACUUCUACGUGGCAAUAAAAUUUUCAAAAUUUUCAUGUUUUUCCUG